Molecule: messenger RNA, 4629 nt
Organism: Candidozyma auris
Lineage: Eukaryota; Fungi; Ascomycota; Pichiomycetes; Serinales; Metschnikowiaceae
Gene: SRB8
Product: Srb8p
Exons: 1
Coding region: 1-4629 (1542 amino acids)
Biological process (GO): regulation of transcription by RNA polymerase II
Cellular component (GO): mediator complex
Molecular function (GO): transcription coregulator activity
Source: RefSeq, a predicted model, not a curated record
AUGACUGAAGCAAAACCCAAGUCCACCAAAGUAGCAGGAGGUCCAAGGCCUUCUCAUCCCACAACUAUCAAGGAUUCAAUUAUGGCCAUGAAGUACGAUAUGCCGAGGCCGGCUACGUCAGUGUAUCCACUUGAUGACAAACUUUCGAAGAAGACAUAUCCAGAUUACUGUCCGUGGGAAGACGGUGAGGAUCUGUCGCAAAAGUUGGAGAAUCUGGGCUAUCUUAAUAAGGGCUUCUUUGAAAGCUCUAAAGUGUCCAAUGAGUAUUACUCAGCCCGCAAUUUGAUUCAGGAAACACUAUUCUCGUCCUCUCAGAACUGCAAUAAGAUUUUACGCGAACUAUCACAGCAUUUGACGAGCUCAUAUAAAGCUCGAGAUGAUUCUAUAAACACAAUCAGGGCGUGCUCUUAUGCCUUUAGACUUCCACCGCGUGUAACUUUGACUGCACUGAAGAAAGAUGCAUGGCUCAAAGAUUUGGCUGAUCCAAACGUACCGCUUCACAUCGUUUCAGCCAAAAUUCCCCAUGGGAUUAGAAACAAAGUUCUUGUUGAUGCAAUGUGCAGCCGGAACAUUCCCAUACCACGAGCUAUAUGGUUCACGAAAUGUACACUCUACAGCGAAAUCAUACUGAUGAAGAAGAAAUCACAUGUGAAGAACAACAGCGGUUCUCAGUCAGGUAUUGGUCAGUCAGUCUGUUCUCUUCAGAUUAUCGAAAGACGAUGGCUUCGAGAAUGGACCCAGCAAGUGGCUGAUUAUAUGUUGAAAUUCUCGAGAGAAAUCGGGGCAUUGACAUCUCAUGAGGCAAAAACGCUGUAUAAAGAGCGAAUGGACUAUCUCAUUGCCUAUGUUCUGGCAGUAUACAUCGAAGACCUUGUGGACAAGCCUUACUUCUUGUCCUUGGUUCUUCGACUUCUUAAAGAGGAUCAUCAUGUGGGAAGUAUAAAGGUGAGUGAUCUUUUUGAACUUGUGAAGUGCGAACCAGAAGAAGAAGAGGACACCGUCCUUAGAUCAUUGGGCGGCCAAUCCUAUGAUGUUGGCCAAAUCUUGCUCGCUUUAUCUCUCGUUAAAAUCUUUUGGAAGGACAUCAUGUUAGAAGACUUUCUUUGCAAGCAUUUGGCCGACGCUCUCCUUUUGAACUACCUCAUUAUAAGCAAAUUACCAGUAAAUUCAAAAAGAGUGUCGAGAAUUUGCGUGCUUUCAAGCCAAGUAAAAUCAGAAUCCCUCAGCUUCAUUAGGGGUAUGAUUGUUGAGUUAUUCUUGAAAAAGUCAGAUUCCUUCAUUAUUCCAUCAUCUUGGACCGUUCUCGGGGAUGUAUUGCUUAGCAUCAUUCGGGACUCGGAUGUAUAUAGUGAUGAGACGCAGCGAGAUGUUCUCGAGAGAGCACUCGUGUUGAUGGAUUUCAGAAAUGAAAGCUUGGUGGUUCACUCCCACGAUCUGUGUGGUGAGAGGACUACUGUUACUGAUAUGACUCAAGAGGCCGAGCUGAGUAUAGAGCGUCAAUAUGCUUUAUUUAAUAGGUCAAGCGACGAUGUUCUCAAGCUUGUGGAGCAGCUUGAUCGCCAUAAAUUCAAGCAUACUUUCCCCUUUUCGCUUCUACCAUCAUUAAGUGAAUGCCGUUCUUCUGAUGGGCGUAACAUUAGGCUAUACGCUGUGAUUUCGUGGUGUGUCAGCUCUUUUAGAGAUAUGGGUUUGGCAAAAGAAAGGAUUCUCAUAGUAUGCAACUCGAUAAAAGCUAUAAUUACUCAACAAAAGGGUAAGAACAGCACAUCCAUUCGAAAUUCCCUAGAGAAUGAUAUCCUCGAGUGUAUUUUCAACUUGGUUGAGAUUCCGCCAACUCAACUACGUUUCAAAAAUCUUUAUGUUCUCUUUAACGAGCUAUAUCAACUCAAGGUGAUCACAAUUUCUGCAUAUUUAAGGAAGCUCAUAGCUAGCGGAAUUUUCUAUCUGUCUCCCAAAACGUCUAAUCUCAAUGAGGCUGAAGAAGUAAAUGAACACGCAAAACUCCAUCUUUUACUUCUUAAAAAUCUACCCGUUCUUAAUAAUCGUCAAUGCGACCGCAUUCUUAAAAAGUGGACGGAGAAUGACCUUAACUUUUCUGAAAUCUUCAGUGACACGACAAGAAUGCUACGCGAAGAUAAUUUGGACAAAAUUUUGAAGAAUGAAUGUGAGGAGUUUCAGCACAUCUUGCGACACAUUGAGGGACUCAGUACGGGGCUACAAUUUCUUGUUAUCAAUUGGUUUACGUCUGAGUUAAAAGCGUUCAUAUCAAAGUCAUCUAGGUUGGUUCACAUCAGUCCCCCGAUCAUAGCAAGGCUUUACACUCUCUAUGCUAGUACUUGCAACCUCACCGCCUUUUUUAAAGUCUUUGUUAGAUUUCUCUUGAAGAAUGAAAACAAAAUUAUCAUUUUCUACAUGGAUACCUUGUAUCUUCUUGGAAAACUUAUUUUAAGGCAUACUGGUCUCCUCGAGUCUUUGGCUGAUGGUUCAGUUUGUGCUACCUCAACAUUUUCGGAGAUUCUCAGCCUCUUCCUUCAAGCAUACAAGGAUCUUCUUUCACGAGAGUCCGAUAUGUUUGAUUUUAGGCCACUUUGGAUCUUGAUUUGCCGCAGACUUCAAAGAACCCCUGAGCAGCAGCACUUUCAAUCAUCAGACCCAAUAAAGAAGGGAAGCUACGUGUAUGGCUUCGAUCAGAGGGCCACUUCGAUGACCUUGAAGUCGCCUGUGAAUGAUGAGGACAUUCACAGUGCUGACCUUACUCUUCAUGAAGUCGAAAUGUUGGCAUCUCGCGACCUCAUGCCUCUUAAAGAGAUUGAGUUAGGUGAUAUCGUUGCAGAAAUAAAGGAGGAAUGCUCAUGUGUGGUUGAAAUAAUGAAAAUGAACCUGCUUAAUGCCAAAGUGAGAGCUUUACUUGAGCUCGCAUCCUUCGGCCCACAUGAAGUGAGUCAAUUGCAUCUUUACAAGCUUUUGGAACAUUUGAGACGACUCACAUUGAAGUCAGAUCCGGAACUUGUUACUCACGAGUUUGUUAAAGUGCUAAAAGAUGUUUUGGAGCUGAAAUGCGAAAAACGAGUAUCAUCCUUGAUGACUUUCGUUAUAGCUUUCGAGAUUGUAACCAUACAUUCAUUAUUUCAAUUAUUGGAUGGAUUUGAUUCAGAUAUCCUUACUUUAAACGUUCCACAAGCCAAAAAAAUCAUCCUCCUGAAGCUCACGUCAUUGGAUCUGGGUGAUUAUCUCUUAUCAGUCCUACUAUCAUUGGCAUUCUUCGAAUUUAAAACAAAGCAUCACGCCAUUUUACUCAAAUUUAUUAUAGAUGAGCAUUCUAGGAGCAAAGAACUUUCAUUCAUCGAGGAAGACAGCGUUUACGAUUUAAUUGUUCUAGAGCCAAAACGAACGGUCGAUUACAUGUGUGGAAGGCUUGGAAAAGAAAAGAGUUGUGUUAUAUUGAGCACUUUGUUGAAAGUUUCGCCUCCAGUAAUCACGAUUGACGAUAUUGGGAGGCUCUCGGAUAAAAUAAAUGAAUUCAAUCUUCCUAUGGUACAGGGUAUGCUAAGUUUGCUCACAAGCAAAGAUUGUGAUUUGAAAGCUGUUCUUGAUCUGAUCAUAAAAGGUUCGAAGUCGUACUUGACUGUGGAUAACUCCUACUUCGGUGAGCUCUUCAAUCUUUGUCACUGGAAUGUUAGACUUGAAAUCUUCAAGCAAAUGGAGAAUAUUUUCUUCAACCAUUUGCUGUCGUCCAUGUCCUCAUCAUCGAAUAUUGUUUACGACGCUCGCUUAAGCAUGCUAAACGACUUCUUCAAAAAAUUCCGUAUCAACAGUCAGGAAAAAAUCGAAACGUCGGCAGCUCAUUUUGAUGAAUUGUUAAAAUGCUUGAAAUAUAUAGUCCAGAAAGUUGAUUGUUCUGGCAAGACAACGGAUAAGAUGGGUGAACUUCUGGGCGAAAUUUCGACGUAUCUAAGAAUUGUGAUUAUCAGAAUUGAGACCUUGACGGAGGUAAUGCUGAACAGCUAUUCGAACUCUUUUGAAUUUCUAACUCUACUCGUGAGCUUGCUCAACUCAGAAGUCAUUUCUACUACGGAUGAGCGUCUACGAAUUUUGCUUUAUGAUUUGCUUCAUACACUCAGAACUUCUUUCAUGCAGCAGUUCAUGUUUAGGGAUAAUGAUGAUGAGGUCCUCAAUAACGCUCCCUCUGACAAUCAAGUCAAACUUUCAAAAGUUUCUCGAACAGCACCUUCAAUUGCUACGGAUAAAGUAGAGCAAAAUGAUGUCAAGGAGAAACUUGCCAAAGCCUUCGCAGUUCUCGAUAUUCGAGACCCUGUCGUUGUGAAGCAUGUCGGGCCUGAAGAAUCCUUCCGCUAUUAUGCAGAUUGUGCUUCCACUCUUGAUGAAGAUGAAUUAAGAAGUGAUGGGGACGUCAACAUUUUGAAUCAGAAGAACCUUUUUUUGUGUUCAAAAGGACAUCCAUCCGCUUUUGAUAGCCCAUUUGGGGAGAUGCAUCGUCAUAAUGUCGUUCGAUUACCCUUCGCGAUCAAAAGCUUUCAGCUCAUAGAGAAUACUGGAGUUGGUAUUAACGAUGGAUGCGUUAAUUUAGCAUUAUUUAGGGCUUAUACUACUAAGGAAAAUGAGCCAUGA